Musa acuminata AAA Group (dessert banana) is the source of this 4909-nucleotide messenger RNA. Its product is annotated as transcription factor TGA2.2-like. Bases 101 to 1855 code for a protein of 584 amino acids. The record is from RefSeq and is a predicted model, not a curated record. Gene Ontology annotation, molecular function: sequence-specific DNA binding; DNA-binding transcription factor activity. Gene Ontology annotation, biological process: DNA-templated transcription; regulation of DNA-templated transcription. The transcript has 14 exons. NCBI's taxonomy places the organism in Eukaryota, Viridiplantae, Streptophyta, Magnoliopsida, Zingiberales, Musaceae.
AAAAUCUGCAGACAAUCCCAAUAGGACAGGUACUAUGGAGGAACCCAAGAGUUGAUUAUAAUUACUAGUCACAGGAGGAAAGAAGAGUACCACAGUGUUCAUGGUCCAUCAGAUGAUUCAGCUAUAUAAAAAUACUACAAUCCUGGGGCCACUUUUGAAGGAAAACUGGGAAGAGCACUCCUUAUAUUCAACAAUCCUGGAAGGGAAGAGGGUUCGGCAAAUGCUUGUAGAGGCUCCAAAGAGUGUGAUAGAGCGAUAUAUGAAGUGUCCUGGAAGUUUCAGAAUGGUGCGAGAAGGCGAAGAAGAGGCAUGGAUGGCAACUCAUAGAAUUGGUGAAACUGGCCUUUCUGAUUCUGGACCUUCAACUCGAUCUGUUUCUUAUGGAGUUCAUGGCACCAGUCUUGCCGCAUCUAAUUUCUUUGACCAAGAAGGAGCUGCUUAUUUUGGGGAGUUGGAGGAGGCUCUCAUGCAGGGAGUAGAUGGCAUAAGAGAAAUUGAAGAUAGAAAGUCUUUUUUUGGACCCAGGCCUGCAACACUUGAGAUCUUCCCAUCGUGGCCAAUGAGAUUCCAGCAAACCCCUAGAGGGAAGGCACAUUCCGCAAGGAGCACUGAUUCAGGCUCAGCUCAAAACACUCCAUCUCAUCCAGGAUCAGACUCUACAUCUAGCAGAAAGGAGACGCUGAUGAUGAUGAUGACAAGUGGUGCCUCCAUGACAGGAACAACGCCAACUCUUCAACCCACAUCCCAAGACAAGCCUCAAACUACUGCAAAGUACGGACGGUUCACUGAAAAGCCAACCUAUAACAGUCGUAUAAUGCCAAAACGGAUCCCUAUAAGAGCUGCCUCUUUGUCCCUUUUUACUGUCAUAAACUCGAGAAAGAUGACUGAUUCAACUAUAGAGAAACAUGGAAAGCAACUUGAUGCCAAGACACUAAGGCGCCUAGCUCAAAAUCGAGAGGCAGCAAGAAAGAGCCGACUAAAGAAAAAGGCUUACGUCCAACAACUGGAGUCCAGCAGACUUAGACUUAAGCAGCUAGAGCAAGAACUCCAGAGAGCAAGAUCACAGGGUCUCUUUUUAGGAGUAGCAGGCAGUUCAAAUGAAGCUAUCAGUCCCGGCGCGGCGAUGUUUGACAUGGAACAUGCUCGAUGGCUGGACGAGAACUGCAAGCUCAUGUCGGAGCUUCGAGGGGCGUUGCAGGCUCACCUUCCUGAAGCCAGUUUUACAGUAAUUGUAGAUCAAUGCAUCAUGAACUACGAUGAGCUCUUCCAACUGAAAGCUGAAGUCGCGAAAUCCGACGUUUUCCACCUCUUGAGUGGAUCAUGGACGACACCAGCAGAGCGCUCUUUCUUGUGGAUGGGUGGAUUUAGGCCCUCUGAGCUUCUCCAGAUACUGAUCCCUCAGUUGGAUCCGUCGACGGAGCAACAGUUGAUCUACAACCUGAAGCAAUCGUCACAGCAGGCGGAGGAGGCUCUCUCACAGGGCCUUGAGCAGCUUCACCAGUCUUUGGCGGACACUGUUGCCGGUGGUCCUCUCAGCGAUGGCGUAUACGUCGGGAAUUAUAUGGGCCACAUGGUCCUUGCACUAGAGAAGCUUGCCCACCUCGAAGGAUUCGUCCGCCAGGCUGAUAACUUGAGGCAAGAGACGUUGCACCAAUUGCGUCGGAUCUUAACGAGCAGACAAGCAGCAAGAUGCUUCGUCGCAAUCGGAGAGUACUAUACCCGUCUACGUGCUCUCAGCUCCCUGUGGGCUUCUCGGCCUCGGCAGAACUUGAUUGGAGAUGACAGUGUUGGCUCUUCGACAACAGACCUGCAAAUUGUUCAUCCAUCAAUGCAAGAUCAUUUUUCAGGCUUCUGAAAUAAGUACUCCUGAAACAUAUAGCAUGCAUGUUGUAUUAUGAUUGAAUUCUCAUGCAUACAGAGACUUCAGCAGAAAAGGCAAGAGCGAGGUGCUUCGAAGCCUCCUUUGGCAUUUCUUGUUAUAUAUGGCUGUUGAACUGGAAUAACUGUUAGCGACAAAAAGGCACUAAAAGAAUUGAUAUGCAUGUUUUUUCUAGGUACAAAAAACAGUAAUAGGGAAGUGCUUUUUAGGGCAAAGUGUGGCCAUAUAUAUGCAACUAGACCUAACUCAGGAUAUUAAAAGGAUUGGUAAAGUUGGAUUAGAACAAGACAAAGUUGAGUGGUCAUGACAAAGUUGAGUUGGAUUAGAACAGACAUCGCACCAACCUGUUGGUGCCAAUUCAGUUAGAUGGUUUAGAAGAAAUCAAAUUGAGAUGGAGUAGUGAGGUUUAGGGCUAACGUGAUAUAUAUAACGUUGCAAAAUUUAUAGGUUCAUGGCUAACGUGAUAUAUAUAACGUUGCAAAAUUUAUAGGUUCAUGGCUAACGUGAUGAUUGAUCCAAUUAUACGAGUCAAUAAUUUGGAGUGGGACGUGAAUCGAAUAUGAUUGGACUUGGAUCAAGCACGAUCAAAGUGGUUGAGUGAGUCACUUCAGAUAAACUUACAAAUUUAAUGGGCUCGAAAUUAAACAAGAUGAGUCUUACACAAAGAACUGAUUGUUUUGGGCCCUAAUUAGUCCAUCACGGAUGAAGCCCACUCAAAGAUCAACCUAUAAAUGGCGCGGACCCCCUUACCCACUUCAGCCACCUCCAUCCUCCAUCGGAGGGCUUAGCCUCCACCUAUGUGGCCGCCUAUUCCCCGUUAGGCCCCUCCCCAGCGGUUCAGUGCGUUUGGCGACUAGAUGUAGGUACCGCUUGAGCUUUGUCUUCCAUUUAAUUCUAGGGAUCUGCUCCUUUCAAUGGCUAUAAUGGUGUCAAAAUGUGUGUGUGUUUGGCGACUAGAUGUCUUGAUUGGAAGAUCAAUGUGGAUAAAUGUAGGAUUCACGAGGGAGAUGUAUUGAGAGCAUGAUCACAUUCUGUUGAUACAUAAUAUGCAUUCGAUCUUAGUUAGGCAUUCAAUUAACAUGGCAGACAAGAAAGAGCUUGCUCUGCUCUUUAAGCUAAAAGUUCGGCUUCCUUUCCCUGUUGAUUUGUGUUGAAGAGAUUCAGUUGGCAGUAUAAACUAAAUGGUUGAUUUGGGAUGUGAAUCUGUUUGAGUAUAUUCUGUUCUUAGGAUUAAGUUGUCCUUUCUUUUAACAAUUCAUGUAAGACAGCGCAUUCAAAGGGAUUCAGAAAAUUAGAAUAAUUUGCUCUUAUGGUUCUACUUAAGAGAUUCAGCCAGGUGAGGCCACUGGGCUUCCAUAGCAAUCGGUUCGUACGGUCAUCAUAGAGUAGCAUUUUCAUCAGUUAACUAAACUUUCAAGUUGGUGGAAAGGUUUUAUUUUUAUUUUUAUUUUUUUUUAUUUUUCCGGUAAGCCACUCCUCCUUUACCUAGACACGUGGUAUAACUACAAAAUAGAAUGAGAAAUAUUUUUACUCGUGAAUUCUAAGUGUAACUCUGAUCGAAAAUAAAACUAACAAGAAUUAUUUCUUAUGAUAAUUGAUAUCAGUAGUAUGGAGAGAGGUAGAGGGGUUGUAAGAAGACUAUACCAGAAUUUAUAAAAAAAAUAUUUAAUUUUUAAAUUUAACUUAGAAUUAAAGAAUUUAUUAUUAAAGAGAUGAUUUCAUUCAUUGAGAUAAUGAGUAAUUAUACAGAUUGUGAGGGAGAGGUUUUCCUCAAUCAUAUAUUCAAAUCAUAUAGUUAAAUUUAUGAUUUAUACUCAAAUCAUAGAUUGAUUGAUUGAGGAUUAGAACAUAAAAGAAAUACAAUAUUAUCAUAUCAUAUUUACUUAUAAUAUGAUCUUCUAUCAAAAAUAUCAUCUUAUACAAAGAUCAAUCAUAGCAAGAGAUUCAUUUAGUCGACCUAUUGUUGUUUUUGUACAUUAUGAUUUAACAAAGCAGGAAAUAUCAAUAGAAAUUUUGUUUUUGGUUUGUUGUUUUCUUCUGGGGUGACUUCCACUCAACUUUGCUACUAUUCUCCAGAAAAAAUGGAGGGAAAUUGAUUAUGGAAUUAUGUGUUCUUGUCCUUAUGCAUUACAUGUUCUGUUUAGUUAUUCAUUCUUAUUGUAAUUGCUAUUUUGUGCUGGUUUCCUAGUCCUUGCAUCAGAUAGUUCGUAUAUAUUACUUUGAAUUUGUCAUUUUAGAAGAGAUGUUCCAUUUUACAAUUUUCUGAGUUGCAAUGUGAUUUCACUUCUCUGCUGAAAAAUCCCAAAUUACAUUAUUAUGUUCUUGGAGGCUUCUCUUGUUUUGUUUUCCGUUGCUUCAUGAACUGAUCUUCUCCCUGAAGCCAUCCGAGUUCAGAGACUACACUCUAGUCUCAUGUUUUAGCUAAUAGACCAUCAAUAGUUGUUUCUGUAGUUACCCAUAAUUAUUGAUGUUAGGUUUUCUUCAUCUUAUUCCAUUGCUACAUCCUGAAGUAACGGAUUCCAGUCUUGCGCCAUUUUUUGCUUUCAGCUCCCUUCUUUAAAGAUGCUUCGAGGAUCUCUGUAUUUUAACCAAACACUUUGUGCCAUUUGACUUUAUGCAUGCUCGUUAACCUUUUCUUGGCAAAUCAGAUGAAAAUGCGUUUGUUAGUGCAAGAUGAUGUCCACUAAAGGUUGGAUUUGGCAUGGAUUCAAUAUGUUAUUGGGAUUAAGAAAUUCUCCUAAAGAUUGAAAUUCAAGUUCUUUCUCUUUUGGAUGAUGACAUAACAAUAUUUAAAUCUUUGUCUUGGAUUAGGUUUAGUGCAACAAUCAAAGCUAUAUCGUUUAGCAUCUUGGUUUAGUCUUAUAAUAUGCAGACACUACAAAAGCUUCUAAAGAGAGAAUACUGUUGGAUUAAAUACAUGCCCUGUCAUUUUUUUUUUCCUUUAUAAAUAAUAUAUCCUUAUACUUCUCAUUUCCAUUGAUGUGCAUGGCCCAGAAAUAAUGGAUGUACCCUACCCAAGUCAAAAAUAAU